UUUCUGGUCCGUCCUCGCACGUUGGCUCACACAGAAAGCAGUCCCGAGAGGAGCUCCCACAACUGUGCACCAGUAUAUCGUAGCAGCGGCAGCACCUAUUCGAUCUUGUCGAGUUUUGCUCAAAGUGCUGCGUGGGAGAUUUGCAUAUGAGCGGCGGCACGUGAGGUGGAGAGUUGAUCGAACAGAAAGCAUCUUUAUAUGGAGUCGCGCAAAGAAAUGAGUGAGGUGAUGGUGUCGAAUACUUAAGGUAAGUGUGGUUGCCGACGUUGCGCUGCAG
Molecule: messenger RNA, 277 nt
Organism: Sphaerulina musiva SO2202
Lineage: Eukaryota; Fungi; Ascomycota; Dothideomycetes; Mycosphaerellales; Mycosphaerellaceae
Exons: 1
Source: RefSeq, a predicted model, not a curated record